Messenger RNA from Seminavis robusta, 894 nucleotides. The record is from the annotation of a GenBank genome assembly. NCBI's taxonomy places the organism in Eukaryota, Bacillariophyta, Bacillariophyceae, Naviculales, Naviculaceae.
AUGGCAUUUGAAUGGCUCGUGGAAGAGAUCGACAUCCUACACAACCUUACAGAACAGAGAGUUGUACAACGUUUUGUACUAGCCACAUUCUAUUUUGCCAACAGCGACGAGCGAUGGUUCUUGAGUGAUAACUGGUUGAAUCACAGUGUUCACGAGUGCCUUUGGUAUUCUGGUAUGGAGGAAUGGGUCCUCUUUUUGGCUAAGGGCAACAUAUCGGGAUCUCCAUGGGAUUACGUCAGUCCAUGUGAGCAAGAUCCAGCUGCGUAUCUAGAGGAUGGUGUACUCUAUCAGAGAAAUGGAAUCCUGAAGCAUUUUUGGCUGCCCUAUAAUGGCCUGAUCGGAUCAGGGAUUCCACCAGAGCUCAACUUGCUCACAGACCUCGAAACCUUGGUAUUGGAUGAAUUGAAACUUAUCAGCACAAUGCCAGAAGAGCUCUUUGGCCUAACAAAUUUGGAGUUUCUUUCAAUGAAUGAUUGUGGCCUUUAUGGCUCCAUUCCCGAGGCAAUAGGACAUUCCAUCAUCCCUGUAUUCGCUUGCAAACUCAAUAUCAACCCUCGUUCUUAUAGACAAUCAGCUAACAGGACCACUACCAACAGAACUUGGAUUGUUGACAACUUGCCGUUUAGCCUUGACACAAACUUGUUCACCUCGACGAUUCCCAUGGAGCUUGGCAGAUUGACUCUCUUGGAGGGCAUACUCCUUUACAGCCUAAUGUUGAGUGGUACUAUCCCAAGUGAGCUUGCUUUGCUUACAGACAUGGAACAUCUUGAAUUGGAUGACUCGGGUCUUACAGGGACAAUCCCCAGGUGGCUUGGCAACAUGACAUCCAUCGAGGGAUUGACAAUGGGGGAUAACUCUUCACUGGAACUAUCCCAACAGAACUUGGCCUUCUAA